UAUAAAUUAUUUUGUGAAAAAUUGAGCAUGGGAAAGAGUACAAGUGUUUUUGUACUGGUGCUAGCUUCCUGAACUCUCUGUACAUCCUUUCCCCUCCUAGAAGGUGCUGGAAUUUCAGCAAUCCAAUUGAGGAUUCCCCCUAUUUUGCCAAACCAUUAUAAAGGCAACUCGCAUACAAUCUUCCUUUCGAUCUUCCUUUGUUGAAUUCCCACGCAAAGCAUACUCAAUUCCCUUAAAUUAUUCUUCAAUCUGAUCGAUUCUCUGUACAAAUCCCUACUCGCUUAUGGCUACUGCUACGACGUCGUUUCCGGGAGCCUAUCUUCGUGUUCCACCAAAGAAUGGGGUUAGAAAUGCGUUGUUUUCUCAGUCUAUAGUCUCUAUUGCACUCAAUUCAAGAAAACCCAAGUCGCUAAAAUCAUUGAAAUCGAGUACAAAUUCAUUUCAUUUUGGUUUACGUAAGAGUUGUAGGAAGGGUUCUAAUUACGGCUCUUUUGUUGUUCGAUGUGAUGCAGCUGGUGGCAGGAUUACUCAGCAAGAAUUCACAGAAAUGGCUUGGCAAGCAAUUGUUUCUUCUCCAGAAGUGGCAAAAGAGAAUAAACAUCAGAUAGUGGAGACUGAGCAUUUGAUGAAAGCCCUUUUGGAGCAAAAGAAUGGACUUGCUCGUCGCAUUUUUUCUAAAGCUGGAAUUGAUAAUACCAGCCUACUUGAAGCAACCGACAAGUUUAUACAACGGCAACCGAAGGUUCUGGGUGAAUCUGCUGGUUCAAUGUUGGGACGAGAUUUUGAAGGAUUGAUUCAAAAAGCCAGGGAAUACAAGAAAGAAUACGGAGAUUCAUUUGUGUCCGUGGAGCAUUUGGUUCUUGCUUUUGCACAAGAUAAGAGAUUUGGGAAACAGCUGUUCAGUGAUUUUCGGCUUUCUGAGAAAACUCUAAGAUCUUCAAUACAAGCUGUAAGGGGACGCCAAUCAGUCAUUGAUCAAGAUCCAGAAGGUAAAUAUGAAGCUCUGGAGAAGUAUGGAAAAGAUUUGACUGCUAUGGCAAGAGAAGGAAAACUAGACCCUGUAAUAGGAAGAGAUGACGAGAUACGUAGAUGCAUCCAGAUUUUGUCACGGAGAACCAAAAAUAAUCCUGUUCUAAUUGGUGAACCUGGUGUAGGCAAAACUGCAAUCGCUGAGGGGCUUGCUCAAAGAAUCGUUGAGGGGGAUGUUCCACAAGCUUUGAUGAACCGAAAGUUAAUUUCGCUUGACAUGGGAGCACUCAUCGCUGGAGCUAAAUAUCGGGGUGAAUUUGAGGACCGACUGAAGGCUGUUCUGAAGGAAGUGACAGAGGCUGAGGGUCAGACCAUCCUUUUUAUUGAUGAGAUUCACACAGUAGUUGGAGCAGGUGCCACAAAUGGUGCUAUGGAUGCUGGUAAUCUUUUGAAGCCUAUGCUCGGCCGUGGAGAGUUGCGAUGUAUUGGCGCUACUACACUUGAUGAAUAUCGUAAAUACAUUGAGAAGGAUCCAGCAUUGGAGCGACGUUUUCAACAGGUGUAUGUUGACCAGCCAAGCGUUGAAAAUACAAUCUCAAUACUUCGUGGUCUACGUGAGAGAUAUGAGUUGCAUCACGGAGUUAGGAUAUCUGAUAGUGCCCUUGUGGAAGCUGCUGUCCUUUCAGAUCGCUACAUUAGUGGACGGUUCUUACCAGACAAAGCUAUUGACUUGGUUGAUGAAGCCGCUGCUAAACUAAAGAUGGAGAUAACAUCAAAACCUACUGCGCUUGAUGAGAUUAACCGUUCUGUAUUGAAGCUUGAGAUGGAAAGACUCUCACUUACCAAUGACACUGAUAAAGCGUCAAAAGAGAGGCUCAAUCGGCUUGAUACAGAGUUGUCCAUAUUAAAGGAAAAGCAAGCUGAGUUGACUGAGCAAUGGGAGCAUGAGAAAAGUGUAAUGACACGCAUACAGUCCAUCAAAGAAGAGAUUGACAGGGUAAACAUUGAGAUCCAGCAGGCAGAGCGAGAAUAUGAUCUAAAUCGUGCUGCUGAACUAAAGUAUGGCAGUCUCAAUUCUCUACAACGCCAAUUAGAAAGCGCGGAAAAAGAGCUGGAUGAGUACAUGAAAUCAGGGAAAUCUAUGUUACGAGAAGAAGUAACUGGUAGUGAUAUCGCUGAAAUCGUUAGCAAGUGGACAGGAAUUCCUGUUUCAAAGCUACAGCAGUCAGAGAGGGAGAAACUAUUGCAUUUGGAAGAAGAGCUACACAAACGUGUCGUGGGCCAAGAUCCAGCAGUAAGGGCUGUAGCUGAGGCUAUUCAACGUUCUAGGGCUGGGCUCUCUGAUCCACAUCGCCCGAUUGCCAGUUUCAUGUUCAUGGGCCCCACCGGUGUGGGAAAGACUGAGCUAGCUAAGGCCUUAGCCUCUUACCUGUUCAACACCGAGGAGGCCCUUGUUAGAAUUGAUAUGAGUGAAUACAUGGAGAAGUUUGCCGUCUCGAGACUUAUAGGUGCUCCACCUGGUUACGUGGGAUAUGAGGAGGGAGGCCAAUUAACAGAAAUAGUUAGGAGGAGGCCAUAUGCAGUGAUCCUAUUCGAUGAGAUAGAAAAGGCGCAUGCUGACGUUUUCAACGUGUUCCUUCAAAUUUUGGACGAUGGUAGGGUGACCGACUCACAAGGACGAACUGUGAGCUUCACCAAUACGGUAAUCAUUAUGACUUCAAAUGUUGGAUCGCAAUACAUUUUAAAUGCUGAAGACGAGACUUCGUCGAAGGAGAUUACGUAUGAGAUUAUAAAGCAAAGAGUGAUGGAUGCGGCCCGAUCAAUCUUCCGUCCCGAGUUUAUGAACAGAGUAGAUGAAUAUAUCGUCUUUCAGCCUCUUGAUCGUGAACAAAUUAGCAGCAUUGUGCAAUUACAGCUGCAAAGAGUUCAAUCGAGAAUUGCAGAUCGUAAGAUGAAGAUUGAAGUGACUGAUCCCGCAGUUCAACUUCUCGGCAAGCUUGGAUAUGAUCCCAACUAUGGCGCCAAGCCUGUUAAGCGUGUAAUACAGCAGCAUGUGGAGAAUGAGAUUGCAAAAGGCAUCUUGAGAGGAGAUUUUAAAGAAGAAGAUACCAUUGUUGUCGAUACAGAGGUCACAGCUUUUUCAAAUGGCCAGCUUCCGCAGGAAAAACUCGUAUUCCGGAAACUUGAGCCCGAGUCUGGUUCCUCUGCUGAAGAAGAGAAACAAGCUGUUUCUCCUUUUUAGAUCUAAAAUAUUUUACAGUUUAUAGUCUUUAUACCAUGUUGUUAUGUAGUUUGAACUUAAAGUGCAUAUAAAAAUUAGUGCCAAGGUUGUGGGACUGGUACAACAUGGUUUUAUAGGAGUCUAGAGUAGUUCUCUUACACUAGUAUAAAAGACUUGUACACAAAUAAGUUGAUUAAAUUCACAAAGUCACUCUAUAAUUUUUCACUAUUAUACCCUCCAUUUAAUACCAAUUAAAUGAUUUGUUACAG
Messenger RNA from Amaranthus tricolor (Joseph's coat), 3459 nucleotides. Its product is annotated as chaperone protein ClpB3, chloroplastic-like. Gene Ontology annotation, biological process: protein refolding; cellular response to heat. The record is from RefSeq and is a predicted model, not a curated record. The transcript has 10 exons. NCBI's taxonomy places the organism in Eukaryota, Viridiplantae, Streptophyta, Magnoliopsida, Caryophyllales, Amaranthaceae. Bases 284 to 3211 code for a protein of 975 amino acids. Gene Ontology annotation, molecular function: ATP hydrolysis activity; ATP binding. Gene Ontology annotation, cellular component: cytoplasm.